UUAGUCUCCUAUUGCCUCUUGAUUAUAAAAUUAAUGACAAAUAUUUGUAUUACUAAUUUUGAGUAAAUUUUGAGUCUCAAAAGGAUUUUCGAUCGGUUUUGUGCAGAAAACCUUUGCCCACCCGGGAAAUUAAAAAAAAACAAAGGCUGUCUUUCUCUUUCACGGAAGCUCUUUCUUUUGAUUUCUUUCUUUACACUUACGAGCUUUGCGUUAACUUAAAAUAAGUAGGAGCUUAAUUAAAAUAAACUUAUACACAAAUAAAACAAGUAUUGAGUGAUCAAGUGCAGUUUAUUCCUAAACAUAACACGAUUGGACGCGGACAGAGUUCAAUAAACUUGAAUGUCGGGCAGGCCUUUUAGAAAUGUCAUUAGUGGUUGGUUAUUGGAUUUUAUUGUGAAUGUUUUGUGAUUCUAUCGAAAAUAACUAUAUGUGCUAGUGUCAGAGACGUGUUGCUAUGGAAAAUCAGAAUCAUCCUGAGAGAGUUGUGCCGGUUCAAUAUGGUAGAGGUUCAAGAGCUUUUCGUCAGUUUAAAAAUCCUCCACAGCCGCACAUGUGUAUCCAAGAUACAAUAAAGGGCACUUCGGAGAAAUUAUACAUUAAUGUGUUGGGAUGGCAGAAAAUAGCUAACCCGAAACAGUAUUCAGAUCCCAUUCCUUUGUAUGGUGGAAUGCAGGUGCCACAGAACUAUGGUCCAAAUUCAGGGAGACCUCCGAUGAUAGUGUUUGCAGUUAUGGUCAAUCCAGACAUACUCAAAGCUAAUGGGAAAAAUGCCAGCAGCCCCACAGAUCGGGAAGCACUAGUGAGUCUCCUCUGUGACUUUGUGGAGGCUAUGAACCCAGGACUAGUGUUAGCAAGGAACCCUGUCAUCAUGAAGGAUAGAGACCUUGCCGGAGAACUGAAAGAUGUCUGGCUUGCUGUACAAAAUAAAAGAGAGCGGGAGAAAGGAAUGAAUCAAGAUGUUAUGUAUAAGGUUUAUGACAUAGAUGGUAUUGGUGAAGACAAUAUGAAUGAAGAUGAUGUUCAAAUGAAACAAGGUGGCUCUCCCAAUAGGGGACCAAAUGGUGACAAAAAACCUGUAAAGUCAUCCAAGCAAAUACUGCUGAAUGCUGGCCAGAAAUCAGAAUUUGAUUCAGGUAUGAACAAUUGCCAACUAAACCAGACACACUCAAACCGAGACAAUAAAACCGGUAACAGUUCACCGGACACUACAUACUGUACUCCUGUUUAUGGUCAAAUAGUUUCAACACGAGAAAAUCACAACCAAAUAAAUGACAUUCAGCAAAAGUUCUCUUCAAAUGAAAUGAAACCUUCAAGCUCAUUCCGGAAAGACUGGAAUCCCAUGCAUGGCAAGACAACUGAAGGCUGGGACGAAUUCUCAAAACGCAACAUAUCCACAAUCAAAAGCGACGAUAAAAAACGAUGUAUCAAAGACAAAUCGAAAAUAAGCAAUGGCAAGUCUCACUACGAUUUCUUCCCAUACUUUGACAAUAAAUCAGCAAAUGAUGCGGAGGGUUCAGAGGAAGAAGACAGUAUGAACAAGGAACAAAUUACGAACGAAGAAAAUUCUAAAAUAAUUAUAGACCCAAUGCAGAAACUAGUUCUGCAUUCGACUGAUAAGAAUAUAUGUGAUAAUAACACAAGUGCUCUCAGCUCAAUAAGCUCAUAAAAUAAGCUUUUACAAACAUUUUUGUAUGGCAGUUGACAUUUAAAUAUUUGAUGUAAUCGCUUGCAUGUCUGCAUACCCUCCUCGAACUCGUGACACUCGCAAUCUGAAUCGAGAUGUUUACACUUGGUGAGUAGCAAACUACUCAAAUGCCACAAUAAAAGCGAUUGUGCAAGUGUAACGUGAGCGAAUGAAUGGUCGGAAUAUUCAUGUAACAAUAGCAAUCUAGGUGGAGCAAUAUUUUUUUAAUUUUAUGGUGUUUAACUAAUAUUUAUGUUUGAGUAUGAGAUUUGUAUGCAUGGCUUGUGUUUGAUGGUUUUGUCUUGAUAGUUUUAUAGAUCACAAUAUUCCAGUCCAGCCAAAUUGUUUAUCACACGUAUUAAAAUUAGUUAGUGUUACAAAUAUUAUGGUAAAUUGUGUGCAUGAGAUUUUAUCACCUAUAGAUAUUGUGAAUAUUAAUGAGCUAUUUCACUUGUAAUCUUGGUAACAAUGUCACAGAAAAUAGACUUAUUUAUUUAAAUCGGAUACAAAAACCAUGACUUUUAAAAUACUAUGACAGAAACAGAAUGCUAUACAGAAAUACAGUAAGUGUUUAUUGAAACAAUAUAAUGUUUAUGUGUGAGUUUUAUGGUUGUGUAUUUAACUAAUGGUUGAGUGGUGGUAGCGCUCAUGUCGCGUUUGUUCAAACUAGGCCGAUUGUUGUUAUUAUCACUAAAGACUGAUUGAGCAUUGGCCGAAAUAUAUGGCGACUAAUCCCCUUACAGACUCUGAUAAUCUUGACUUUUAAGAUGUUCCUAAAAUUAUUUCUGUACUAGAUACAUUUUA
Molecule: messenger RNA, 2488 nt
Organism: Spodoptera littoralis (African cotton leafworm)
Lineage: Eukaryota; Metazoa; Arthropoda; Insecta; Lepidoptera; Noctuidae
Source: the annotation of a GenBank genome assembly